UUUCCUGCCGGCCUCUCAGCAGAGGAUGUGUGGAGGAGAGAGAGUGUGUGUGAGGGGAAAAGAGGAAAGCCGUUAGUAGCAUGGAUAUGUGCCCUCUCUCCUCCACCCUUUCUCCUCCUCCCUCCUCUUCCUCCUCUCCUCUGUCUCCUCUCCGGCUUGCUUCGCCCUCGGCCGCCUGCCUCUGCGCCCUGGGCCCCCUCAGUGCUGGCCCUCGGGGGGAAAAGAAGUCUCCUCUGGUGGACGGGCGGCUGAAAACUCAACUUCAAUGUCAGCUGGAGACCAGAAGAAUGGUGGUGACAGAGCUGAAGACACGGUGCGAGAGGCUGCGGUUUGGCCGGAGGUGGAGAGGGCGGAGCGUCUGGCCCGCGGUGCUGCCCUGAAGUGGGCGUCGGGUGUGUUCUGCCGGCCGGAGCACCUGGAGCGACUGGGCCAGUACAAGAAGAGGGAGAGCCAGAGGACGGCGUCCGUCCACGCCCGGCUGAAGUCCAUGGUCCAGUCGUACCUGGAGGGGGUGGGCUGGGGCCUGGAGCAGCUCCGGGAGGCCCGGGCCGAGCUGCGGGAGGUGUCGCGCACCUUAGGCCGAGCGGGGCUGGAGUCGGACGCAAACGCGGAGGAUGUGAAGUCUCUGGAGAGGCUGAGGGACGUGUCAGUGAGUCACCAUCAGCUGCUCGCUGCCGUCAGCAACCUGCCACGGCUCUACUCCGUUCCUAGCCUGGUGUUGGAGACGGAACAACUGGUGGAGUCCCGGCGGCUCCUGGAGGCCCACGCCCGGCUGAUGGAUCUGGAGCAGUGGCAGGACGACAUCCUCUGGCAGCUCCACGGGCCGGCGGGGACGGCAGGAAGUGCUCUCAGCGCUGAGGACCAGGAGCUGGUGGCCAAGUAUUUCUCUGGAGUCGGGCAGCUGGUGGACGCCCUGGGGAAGGAGCUGUGGGCGGUGGUGAGCAGCGCUCUGGCCCUGGCCCGACAAAACCCCACGCCGUUUGUGUCCGCGGUGAGGAUCGUGGAGCGGGAGGAGGCCCUGGACCGGGCUCUGCUGGCGGAGAGAGCCGGCGGGGGGGGGCGGCCCCUGCCCCCGGGACGGCCGCGCUGCUGGAGAUCCAGCUUCUUCCAGGUACUAGAGGAGGCGGUGUCUGCGCGCUUCAGGAGCGUGUCCUACCUGCACGCCCGGGGGCCGGGGCUGGCCGGACACCUCUCCGCCCUGCAGCACGGCCUCAUGGCCGACCUGGACACCGUGCGCCACCUGCUGGAGCACUGCGUCCCGCCGCACUACCAGCUGACCAGAGCCUACCUGAGAGCUAGUCACCGCUGCCUGCACGCUCACCUGGCCCAGGUCAGCAGCUGGGACCUGGAGAGCGGGGAAAUCUUUGCGGUGCUGAACUGGGUAUUACACAUUUACAACAGCCCGGACAUGAUGGGCCACUCUGAGCUGAGGGCUGAGCUGGAGAGAGCAGAUCUGGGACCCCUCAUCUCCUCAGAGGGGUUGGAACAGCUGCAGAGCAAAUAUGUUCAGAGUGUUCGGAAGAGCGUGUCGGAGUGGAUGCACAAAGCUUUGCAAGUGGAGCUGCAAGACUGGCAGAGAGAUCAGGAGCCGGACACAGACCACGAAGGCUUCUACCAGACCAGCCUGCCCACCAUCAUCACCCAGAUGCUGGGGGAGAACGCCCGGGUGGCUCUGAUGAUCGGAGAAUCCCUGCGGGACCAGACCAUUCAGAUGGGGUUGUACGAGAUGGAAAACCUUUUAAACAGGUUUCGGGAAGCUCUGGUUGAAUUUGGGAAGGAGCAUCGCAGGGAUCUGAGCAACAACAAAAACAAGUUCUACCUCCACUACCUGCUGGCCUCCAUCAGCAACUGCAUCAUCCUGAAGAAGUCCACAGAGAGCCUGCAGCAGCAGCAGUCCUCCCGGGUGGCGGGACAGUUCACCCGGACUCCCCCCAACCCCCUGGCAGCUUUGGACCGGGCGGUGCGGCGGGCGUGCCGCCUGGCGAUGGACCAGCUGCAGCUGGACCUUCAGCCUUUCCUCCCCGGCCUGCUGACCCGACCCUGGCUGGUCCAGGGGGACCCCACGCCCAAACUGUGCAGCGUCCUGGAACUCCACCUGGACCUUUACGGGCGGGUCCGGCCGCCCUGUCGGCAGCGCCUGCAGGAGGAGGCCCAGUGGCUGAUGGUGGUGGAGUACGUCAGGGCCCUGAUGCAGAAGAGGCUGGUGUGUCGGAACAGCGAGGAGAGGAGGCAGCUGGCCCAGCAGAUGCUUCAGGAUGACCAGCUGUUCAGAGAAAUCUUCCAAUGCCUGCAGGAAGUUGAGGGGUCCGUGCCUGAAGUGAAUCCUUUGGCCUUGCUGCCCGUCUUGGCUGACUUCAUCCGGCUUAAAGACCCCGGCAUGCUCACUCUGGAAGUGUCAGGACUUGCAGCCAAAUACCCCGAUAUCAGCGAGGAGCACGUGUCCGUGCUGCUGGACAUCCGUGGUGACGUCUCCAGGGACGUCAGAGGCAACGUGCUGGACUUACUGGAGCAGAGCGCUCCUCCUCUUCCGGCCGGAUACCGACCCAUCUUCACAGACAUCCUGGUCCCUCCCUCGACAUUGGCCUUCUGUCUGCCCACAGCCAAGUGUGCAUGAGAGCCGGCACUCAAACUGUUACGUUUACAGCUCUGUUUCAUCAUUCUGAUCGUUCACGGCUUUAUCUCUGCCCCAGUUUUCCAGAACUUUAUGUUGGUGGCUUGCUGGUUCAAGUCUAACUUCAGUUACAUAAUCUUUAACUAUAUCAGAAAAUCCCAUUUUUAAAAAUAAAAUUUAAUAAAAUCCUAAAGAACUAUAUCAUAAACUAAAUUAUUGUAUACACAUAAAGAUUACAUAAAAUAAGAUGUCAUGUUACAGGAAAAAACUAUCAGGCUCAUGUAGGGUUCUAUGUGUUUAUUUCUACUUGAUAUGAUUCCAUGGAACAUGCAAAAUGUUGUUUCAUCUCCAAAAUGACAAUAUUAGUUUGAGGUUUUUAUGGGCUCUAAGUGUCUUCCAUGAAUAAUUUUGGCUGCUAAAUCACCACCCAUCACCCUCUUUAUUUGCCUGAUUUAUGGAAUUUUGUUGUCUUCAGUUUUAUGUUGCAUUUGUUGUUUAUAUAGAGUGUUUUAAUCUGAUGUUUAAAUAGUAUUUAUUGUAUUUAUGUAUCUGUUUCUUACUCUAAAUGUUUUAUUGUCAUUAAAAACACUAUGAUUUGACUUUUUCAGUUCCUUUAAAGUAAACCGUAAACUUAAUAAAAA
This is a messenger RNA of Menidia menidia (Atlantic silverside), 3252 nucleotides long. Lineage: Eukaryota; Metazoa; Chordata; Actinopteri; Atheriniformes; Atherinopsidae. The record is from the annotation of a GenBank genome assembly.